This is a messenger RNA of Oreochromis aureus, 1718 nucleotides long. It is a transcript of the gene dub, whose product is annotated as duboraya. Lineage: Eukaryota; Metazoa; Chordata; Actinopteri; Cichliformes; Cichlidae. The coding region runs from base 41 to 1135 and encodes 364 amino acids. The transcript has 7 exons. The record is from RefSeq and is a predicted model, not a curated record.
UCGGACGGCCCAUCAUUGAGCAGUGACGUGUUGACUCAGAAUGGAGGCGGGGCUUCAGCCUUCACCUCAACACCUGUCAGCUCACCAUCUGAAAGCUGCAGGUGGGACAGACGUUCUUACCAGCGUUGUCUGUAGAGUCGCCGUCCAUCCUGCUGCAGCGCGCAGAGGAAAGAUCCAGGAGCAGGCUCCAUCGCAGCGCUCUGUGGCUGAACUCGCCAGGAGGUUCAAAGGUGCGGCUCCGCCACAAAGUCCCGCCGGGAAUGAACAGGAGAAGCUGGUCAGACGGCGACCGCCCCGCACCUUACAGCUGUCCAAAUCCCAGGGAGACGAGCAGGAGCCUCCUGCAGGUGGCCCAACGUCACCUGUCAAAGUCAAGAGGAACUCUGGUCUAAUUGAGAAAAUCCAGGCUGAACUCGUGCUCUCACCCACGGGUCCUCCUAUGAAGAGCCCCGGCAUCAGGAUGCUGCCUCUCAACUUCCCCCUGCCCUCCCCUGGCUCCGCCCCACCUGCUACCUCAGUAACCACCUCGUCCUCAGCGACCCCCACCAGCCCAGUCGCCUCCUCUCCUGUAACUGAAACGGAAGGCCCCGCCUCUUUUGAGGAACCUGCCACUGUGUUGGAGGGAUCGGUCCUGCAGAGCAUCAACAAGGGCAGAGCUCGCCACUCCAUCCGCCGCCGUCCUCCAUCACGCCGCCACAGGACAUCCAGCAGUGGAGAGGUGGAGGUCAAAGACGCAGCAGAUACGCAGCUGAGUUCCCCAACUGACCCCGCCGACAAAACUGCAGCAGGCGGCGAGCAGGACGGCGAGCAGGCCGGCGAGCAGGCCGGCAAGCAGGAUGGCGAGGGUGACGUGUUCAAGAAGGAGGAUCCCACAGACGCCCCAUUGGCUCCUGAGAAAAACCAACCUCACAAAGAGGAAGAGCCAAAGAGCGGUGACGGUGAUGUGAAGGAGGGAGAGAAAGGGUCUGUGGAAGGAGAGGAGGAGGAGGCAUCAUCAUCAUCAUCAGAGAAGAAGGAGGAGGAGGAGGAGCCGAGCUCGUCAGUGACGCAGAAAAAGGACCUGACCGAAGACGCUACGCAGACAGACGGCAAAGAAGAAGAACAGAGCGAGGAGGCGACGAGCUCAGCCCGAUGAGGAGCCACACGUCGACGAGCCCCUGGAGUUCUGGGAGGGAAACCCUGUAUCAGCUACACCUGACUGAAGAGGCCUGCAGACGCUCGGGAGGCAAAUAUUUAGAAACUGUGAGGCGCCGCCCGCCAUCUGCGAAUGAGCGAAGACGCUCAGCCAAUCGUGCGAAGGUCCAGCCGAGCUUGUUUACCUCCACCUUCGACUCAACGCCUUUCCACACCGCAACACUGCAUUCUUCCUGUUCAGCCAUAGAUACUGUGACCUGUCUGUUCUUACUGUGUGGUGCCUUCAGUGAUGAUGAUGAUGAUGAUGAUGAGUGGUUUGUGUGUGUGUCUUUCUGUUUAAAGCCAUGUUUGUAAUGAAAAGUGAUCUCCACAGCUGUGAGGGGAAUCCUCGAAGCCUCGUUAGGUUUGAUUGAUUUCCGGGAACCUCCGAGGUUUUGAUUGGAUCACGACACACAGCCUGAGGAGGCGGUGAUGUCACAAAGUGCUUCUGAUGAUGAAGUUAAAAUACUUUCGCUACUGUAAUGAUGAUCUGCUCUGUUUCAUUUUAUCUGGCAAUGCUCAAAGAAAUAAAGAGUUGCUAAUGA